AUGGAACAACAGGAUCUCAAAGACACUAAAGGGCUACCCACAUUUUCUGUGACAUUAUGUCCUGAUUUAUCACUCGAUCUAUGCCAGCUCAACAAUACAGGAAAUCAUGGUACAACGGUUUGGGAUAGUGCCAAAGUGCUCGCCUUUUACCUCAUGGAUACGAUCAAACGGCCCACUUGGACCCUUGUGGAUGGCACUAUGCAAAUCCAAAAUUCCAAGAAAUGCAUUGAACUCGGCAGCGGAUGUGGUCUUGGAGGCUUGACAAUGGGAUCUCUCGGAUUUGAUACGAUACUGACGGAUCUUCCAUUUGUGGUGGAUAACGUACUUGAACCCAACCGCCAACAGAAUACUCGCCACAUUAAAGAUUGGUGGUAUCGCUUGGUAGAACAAUCACAGCCUGAUAAUGCGUCCAUGCCAUUGGCUGACCCCAUGGUGCGAGUAGAACCUCUCGACUGGAUACGGUUUGAGAAGGAACAAGAUUAUGCCAUGUCGUAUCUCGAACCACCUUACAAUUACAUCUUGGCCGCUGAUUGCAUUUACUGCACAGAAAUGCUACCACCUCUACUAAAGGCAUGUUGGCGUCUAGCUUCGGCAACAACCAUUGUAUUAGUGGCCCUGGAAAGGAGAGAUGACAUUGUGGUCAAUAAUUUCGUUGAACAAGCCAAGGCAGUGGGAUUUGAUGCACGCAUGAUACCCAAAAAGUCGCUACGCAACAAACUCAUUGGCAACGAAGAUAUCGAGAUUUGGAAGCUUAAAAAGAAACGAUCAGCUAGAUAG
This is a messenger RNA of Lichtheimia ornata, 777 nucleotides long. RefSeq lists its product as uncharacterized. Bases 1 to 777 code for a protein of 258 amino acids. The record is from RefSeq and is a predicted model, not a curated record. Lineage: Eukaryota; Fungi; Mucoromycota; Mucoromycetes; Mucorales; Lichtheimiaceae. The transcript has a single exon.